Dovyalis caffra is the source of this 423-nucleotide messenger RNA. Lineage: Eukaryota; Viridiplantae; Streptophyta; Magnoliopsida; Malpighiales; Salicaceae. The record is from the annotation of a GenBank genome assembly.
AUGACCACAUCUGUCGAUGAAGGGCAAUUUUUGAACAUGCUUUUGAAGCUUAUCAAUGCCAAGAACACUAUGGAGAUUGGUGUUUACACUCGCCUAUUCUCUCUUGCCACUCGCCCUUGCUAUCCCCGAGGAUGGGAAGUUGGUGGAUUGAUUGGAUAUGACAACACCCUAUGGAAUGGAUCCGUGGUGGCACCACUCGAUGCACUAAUGAGGAAGUAUGUGAGAUACUACGGGACUUUAGCUCAACAAGGCACUUGCUCGCUGACCCCGGGAUUGAAAUUUAACUCGAGCUUGUUUGUGUCCAUGAUUCAAGCAAGACCUCCGGUCUCGAGUGGCGGAUGUGGAAAAGGUUGGAUCAAAAUACUUCCUUGUGCGAAUACAUCAACUGUGGAUAUAUACUAUUACUUCAUCGUAGAUAAAUGA